Messenger RNA from Galleria mellonella (greater wax moth), 4088 nucleotides. RefSeq lists its product as uncharacterized. The transcript has 3 exons. NCBI's taxonomy places the organism in Eukaryota, Metazoa, Arthropoda, Insecta, Lepidoptera, Pyralidae. The record is from RefSeq and is a predicted model, not a curated record. Bases 32 to 4000 code for a protein of 1322 amino acids.
UGCAUCAGGUGUGGCUCUCGAGACAAUAAAAAUGUAUUUUCUAUAUUUCCUUUUAUUUUCGCCAUUCCACGUGCUCUGUGCUCCGCAAAAUGAAACUGUAAAUACAAAAGAUAGUCUCCUAGAAGCCGUACAUGUUGAGAAUUAUCCCAGAUAUGGAACGAAAAUUAGUAACAGACAAGUUUAUCAAUAUUCAAUAACAAAACCAAAAUCCAGCUAUGAUGGAGAAGAUAACAGCAAUGUAACUUAUCCAAUACAUUCAAGUAAUGUCAUUAUUCAGUAUAAUAAGAAUAAAGUGAUGCCUAAUACAAUGAGAAGAAAGAACACCAAUAAUUUUUUCCUGAAUGACGGAUACAAUAAAGAUGGACAAGUUUAUGAAGAUAGCGAAAUAUUAAACAAUAAAUCUAAUGUAAAUCUCAAUAAAUUUGUAAUUGGCAAUAAAGAUAUUGGUAAUACAGAAAUAACUAAAGAUAAUGACAUUUAUACUGCUUAUAAUGUUGUAAAUAUUUUGAAAAAUCAAACGGACAUGAAAGAUUAUUUUAUAUCUAAAAUGCUAAGCAAUUUUAAGUAUAAAGAUGAAAAUAAAAACACUAACCAAUCUUUAAAAGACAGUAACUUUUUUAAAGAAAUAGAUGAAUCAAGCAAACAGACUAUAAAAGGAUAUAAUCCUCUUUUAAACUAUUCAACGAUUAUUAUAAAGUCAAGUUAUGAUCCAAGAAAACAGGCAUAUAGCUUGCCCGGUACAAGUGGUAGUAUUGUACAAAAAAUAAAUUUUGGUAAUACCGUUAAUAAUAAAGAUAUUAACGUACAGUCAAAGCCCGAAACAUCAAAUGAAUUUGUUAAUAAUAUAAUACAAAUACUGCCCCAGAAAAGAGACUUAAAUGAUUCAAUUUCAAGACAUAAUUAUUAUAAAGUAAGAAUAUUUGAAAAUAAUUACAAUUCUCCUAAAAAUAACUCAAAUGCAGAAACUCUUGGCAAUAACGUCUAUAACAAAAUUUUAAUAAAGAAAAACAUUAAUCAUGCAACAGAAGAUAGAAAUAAUUCAAGACGAGACAAUUGGUCCGAUAUUAUUAGUAAUGUUUCAGUUGAAGUAACAAAUAAUGACAAUGAAAAUGAUGUUAUAGUAGAGUCAGAUGAAAUUUCUUCUGAAGGAAAUAAUUCUAAGUUAUCAAAUACAGAAAAAUCAAAUUACUACUUCCCAAAUUUUGAAAAAUACAAUUUAUCAGAAAUAAAAAGCACCAAAAUUCAUAACAAUCGCAAAGAAUUUGAGGAAAGUGUGAUAUAUUACUUAAAUAAUAGAAGAAAUGAUAAUACAGAGAAAAAUUCUAAAUAUGGUGUUUUAAGCCAUACUGAAUUUGAAAAUCAGUUAUAUAGGAAAAAUAGCACAGAUAAUGCUGAUUUAAAUAAAGGUCUCUACGGUAAAAUUGCAGAAGGGAAAAAGACAUUAGAUGAUGGUAAAAAUUCAACUUUUCAAAAAUUUAUAAUAAAUGAAUAUCUUUCUAUUUUAAAUAAUAACUCGACAAAGUCUGGAUUAAGUAAUUCACCAGGAAAUUCUGAAUUAUUAUUUAUCAAUAAUACUAACAAAAGUAUAAAGAAUAAGGUAGACUGGGAUGAAAUAAUAGAAGAUCAAAACACCAUUAAUAAGAAACAGUAUGCGAAUAGUUUUUCUGAAAAACCUAACACCAAUAUAAACAAUUUGACGUCUCUUACAAUAAAUACACAAAAGAUAUUGGAUUCUACACUGAACAAAGAUAUUAAUGGAAGCUUAAUAUCAAAAUCAUCAAGCGAAGAAUUGUUAGAAGGUAAAACACUUGAUACAGUGUAUAAAAAUGAAGGAGAUGAAAAAUCAUACAUUAAUAGCAAAGUAAACAGGAAUUCUUUAAUAUUUACUGAAAAGACCAAAAAUGAGCUUAAAAAUGAGAAUAAUAUGAAAAAAGGAAAUGACUUUUCUUCGGAAAAAUAUCAAAAUUCUAAAUUGAAUUCAAAGAUGGUUUUGACAGGUUAUCAAGAUAAGGAGUUUGCAUCGUUCUAUGAUUUGAUUUCAAAGAUGUCUAAAAUCGAUAAAAACAACUUGUUAGAAUAUUGGAAAAUGUUAGUAAAACUGUUAAAAUUACAGACAAAUAACACUAAAUGUGAUAAAAAUAAUUUAUACUUAAUUCUUAGAAUAUUAUCAAAAUUAAACGAAGCCAAACGUUUAGAUUUACCGAUAGAACUGAUUGUAGACAAUAUAGCAUAUAAAGUUCAAUCUUUGGUAAAACUAACGAAUCUUAACUCUGGUAAAAUGCAAGCUAGUAAUAUUAAAAAUAAUAAUAAUGUAAAUAUGUUCUAUAUUCCGAUCAAAUCUGAAUAUCCUAAAACGUCAGCACAGGUAUCUACCAGGGAAAAGGAAGUGAAAAUUUCUGAAAUAUUGCAUACUGCAUCGGCUAAGACUAAAAAUGUAUCUACAGAAAGAACUUUUCACUCAAAACUUACUGGCCUAGAAACAAACGUCGAAAAAACUUAUACAGAUAUUGCGGACUCGAAAACGAAUGACAAUCUAGAUUCUAUUACUGAAAAUACAAUAGUCAAAACUAAUUUAAAUCAACAAUCUCUCCCUUCAAAUUACAAAUUAAAACCAAUAGUUGAUGAAUUCAUUCAUCGUCAUUCUGUUACAGAGCAUCUUAGUCAAAAUAAUGUAAAUGCUAUGUUUACACCUGUAUACACAGAAAAUAAGUUUAAUCAACACAAAAUAAUUACAAAUGGUAAACAAUAUUUCAUAUCCACUCCAAAACCUGAAAAUUUUAGAUCAACUAAAGCAAAUCAAAAGUUAGAAAACUCGGAAUUAGAUACUAAUAUUGGAGAAUUUUCAUCAGUGUUGGACAUUGGGAAAAGUAAAGAAAACAAAGACAGUGAAGUACCAUAUAGUGAAAAUAAUCGAAGAAUGAUCAAUGAUGGAAAACCUGUACAUAUCCUUACUGAAUUUGGUAAGCCAAAAAACCUUAAUUAUUUUCAAGUUAACGUACAAAAAGAAAAUGCCGAUAUCAAUUCUCAAUCCAAUAAUGAUAAAAGUGUAGAGGUAAUAGAUUCAUUAAAGAACUUGCCUUGGUAUAAAUCUAAGACAACUGGCGUUUUUAACUACAUACCAUCUCCAUUUUUAAAUAAUCCAGUAUCGAUGCAAAGUUCCUUUAAAAAAUAUAACAGGAAACCAGAAGAAGACUCAGAAAACCGUGUAAAUUUUACAUCUUAUGUUACACCAAGUAUCCAAUAUGAGGAAGAUAAUAUUCAGAUGCAGUAUAUUUCAACGUCACCUAGUUUUGACCAUAAAUAUUUAUUGCGAAAACAAAAAAUAGCAACAAACAAUAAAGAUGGAUCGAAUACUUUGUAUCAACGAUUGUUAAAACCAAAGAUAAUAUCUCUUGGACAAUUCAAAACUUAUGACGAACAUGAUUCUGAUUUAGAAAAUAUUUUUUAUAACACUGUCAGCCAAGAAAAUUUUGGAAGAGUAAGAAAAAUUUACAAAAAUGCUUUAUAUACAGAAAUUUCAAGAAUUGAUUCUAGUACGCCACUGUCAUUACAAAAACACAAUAUUGGGCAAACUGAACAUUUUGAAGCAACUACGCACGCUGAUGAUAUUGAUAAGAAUUUCUUAAAUAAAUUUAAUGAUGUUAUUAAAGAUGAAUUAUCAAAAUUGAAAAUAUCAAAUCCGGAAACUGAAUCUAAAAACAUACGUUUUAAAAUAAGCCAUGAUCUUUACAAACCAGCUAUUAAAAAUUUUCACUUAGAAGACGGUAUUAACAGAGACAUCGAUAUAAUCUUUCGGAACACCAUGAAGUAUUUUCGAAAAUUAGGAAUGUCUGAAGGAUUAAUAUUUAAAAUUUUCACUGUAUUAUAUAAUUAUGUAUUGCCUGAAAUUAUUGAGAAGUCUGUACGUGAAUGCAAAGAAAAUACGUACAUCAAUAUAGAAGCAAGACUAAAACCUAUUAUCUCGUCACUAUUAAAGGAAUAUUUGCAAGAUAAAUAUUAAGAUUCUCGCAAACUAGCUAGUUAAAAUUUUGCAUUGGGUUUGCAAUAUUUAUAAUUUAAAUUUUUCAAUGUAUUGUCGUAAUAAGUAU